Messenger RNA from Arabidopsis thaliana (thale cress), 1922 nucleotides. RefSeq names its product xyloglucan endotransglucosylase/hydrolase 5 (gene XTH5). Gene Ontology annotation, biological process: xyloglucan metabolic process; cell wall biogenesis; glucan metabolic process. Gene Ontology annotation, cellular component: apoplast. Lineage: Eukaryota; Viridiplantae; Streptophyta; Magnoliopsida; Brassicales; Brassicaceae. The record is from RefSeq and is marked reviewed. Gene Ontology annotation, molecular function: hydrolase activity, hydrolyzing O-glycosyl compounds; xyloglucan:xyloglucosyl transferase activity. The transcript is spliced from 4 exons. The coding region runs from base 874 to 1755 and encodes 293 amino acids.
CAGGGGCCGUUCUUUUGUUCCGUUUAACGACAUCGUUUCGUCUUUCCCCUCCUUCUCCCGUUCUCCGGUCCUCAUGCCUGCCGGAAUCAGCUGGUUAGUAGAACUCUCUCUCUCGCUGGGAUGGACUUGCUAGUUGCUAAGGAUUUUUUUCUUCUUUUUGAUGAUGAUUGGUUGAUAAUUCUAGCUGGUUUCUCUGAAUAAUCUAGUUUUAUAUGUACAUCUUUAUAUUCAGUUUAAAAUUUUUGCGGAUUAAUUUAGAGUUAUCUGUUUAGUUGAGGGGACAAGGGUUUAUCUUUAAAUUUUGUUAUUGAUGUUUUUGUAUGCUUAUAAACUUGUAAUGGUUUUGGUUCUCGAUAAUGUGCUUGAACAGUAUUGCUCUCUGUGUUUCUGUCCAUGGUGAAUCGCACAUGCUUCUUCAAGUCAUGUGAUGAUGUCUCUGUUGUAGCCAUCCUCUUGAAACUUGAACCUUUUUGGUUUGUUUUUUGCCAAAUCUAUCUUUACUGAGUUAUUAUUCCAAUUAUCAGGUCGGUUUGGACUCUCAAUGGAGAGUGUGGAAGCUUCCAAGCAAAUAUGGUGGUAUCUGGUGUCAAAUAGUGUUUCUUUAUUAUCUUCUGCCCAUAGAUCUUAAACGUAAAAGCAUCCAAAGAUGCAUUAAUUAACGAUAACAUGGGGAUGAGGUCCAUGUGCCUCUGCAACACCUCUUAUGCAAUCACAUUCUCUUGCUUCCCUAAGUUACUGCUGCCAACAUUGAAAGAAACACAAAGUGCAGUGAUUUUAAUAAUCAAAUAUUAUGUUAAGACGUAAGAGCAAGCUGAUUGAUGGCUAUAAAUAGAAAUGUCCGCAUAGUGUUUGUUUGGUGUGAUCAGAGUGAGAAUGGGUCGUCUUUCAUCAACUCUCUGCCUCACGUUUCUGAUUUUGGCCACAGUUGCAUUUGGUGUACCUCCUAAAAAGUCCAUUAAUGUUCCAUUUGGGAGGAACUACUUCCCCACUUGGGCUUUUGAUCACAUUAAGUAUCUCAAUGGUGGUUCUGAAGUGCAUCUUGUCCUCGACAAGUACACUGGCACUGGCUUUCAGUCCAAAGGUUCCUACUUGUUUGGCCACUUCAGUAUGCACAUAAAGAUGGUUGCUGGUGACUCUGCUGGAACUGUGACCGCCUUCUAUUUGUCGUCCCAGAACUCAGAACAUGAUGAGAUAGACUUUGAGUUUCUAGGGAACAGAACUGGCCAGCCUUACAUUUUGCAGACUAACGUGUUUACAGGAGGCGCCGGAAACCGUGAGCAACGAAUCAACCUCUGGUUUGAUCCUUCCAAGGACUAUCAUUCCUAUUCAGUUCUCUGGAACAUGUAUCAGAUUGUGUUCUUUGUGGAUGAUGUGCCGAUACGAGUGUUCAAGAAUAGCAAAGACGUUGGGGUGAAGUUUCCAUUCAACCAACCAAUGAAGAUAUAUUCGAGUCUGUGGAAUGCAGACGACUGGGCCACAAGGGGAGGGUUGGAGAAGACCAACUGGGAAAAAGCUCCUUUUGUCGCGUCCUACAGAGGCUUCCACGUCGAUGGAUGUGAAGCUUCAGUAAAUGCUAAGUUCUGCGAGACGCAGGGAAAACGUUGGUGGGAUCAGAAAGAGUUCCAGGACUUGGACGCUAACCAGUACAAGCGUCUCAAAUGGGUUCGUAAGAGAUACACCAUCUACAACUAUUGCACUGACCGCGUCCGAUUUCCCGUACCUCCUCCAGAGUGCCGCAGAGACCGCGACAUAUAGUGAUUUUUCAGAUUUUAUCUAGAUUGUUUUCCCACUGUAUGACAAUAUUUCCUACUUUUGUAAUGUUUAUUCUUCUUAUUACAAUUUAAUCUAGAAAAGUUUGGAUUGUUUACAAACUAAAAGUAACUUAAAGUGAAACCGAGAAUAUGAAUUCAUAAGUUUCCCUG